Molecule: messenger RNA, 3220 nt
Organism: Lampris incognitus (smalleye Pacific opah)
Lineage: Eukaryota; Metazoa; Chordata; Actinopteri; Lampriformes; Lampridae
Gene: vill
Product: villin-like
Exons: 20
Coding region: 74-2809 (911 amino acids)
Biological process (GO): barbed-end actin filament capping; actin filament severing; actin polymerization or depolymerization
Cellular component (GO): cytoplasm; actin cytoskeleton
Molecular function (GO): phosphatidylinositol-4,5-bisphosphate binding; actin filament binding
Source: RefSeq, a predicted model, not a curated record
GGUGCGUUGCUGCUCUUACUGCAGAGACACCAUCACUCUGAUCUGCAUCCACAGGAGACACAAGUCCAGAGGAAUGGCUGAUGAAACUCCAGAUGCGUUUACAAAUGUCAGCCGCAAGCCGGGCCUGCAGAUAUGGACCAUCAAUAACAUGACGAUGGUUCCUGUUCCAGCCCAAAGCUUUGGCAACUUCUUUGAGGGUGAUUGCUACAUGGUUCUGUAUAUAAGUCAGAACAAGAGCUCAGGUCAGUCGGGAGACAUCCACUACUGGAUCGGGAACUCGUCCUCUCUGGACGAACAGGGGGCGGCGGCCAUCUUUGUCACCCAGCUGGACGAGUAUUUGGGCGGCAGCCCCAUCCAGCACAGGGAGGUACAGGAAAACGAGUCUCCCCGCUUCAGAAGCUACUUCAAAAAUGGCUUAAUCUACAAAAAGGGUGGAGUGGCCUCAGGUUUUCACCACGUUGAGACAAACGUCUACAACAUUCUGCGGCUGCUGCAUGUCAAAGGGCGGAAGCACAUCACUGCAACAGAGGUUGAGGUAUCUUGGAAUAGUUUUAACAACGGUGAUAUCUUCCUGCUGGACAUGGGAAAGGCCAUAGUACAAUGGAAUGGCCCCCAGAGCAACAGGAGGGAGAAGCUCAAGGCUGUCCUGUUGGCCCAGGAUAUCCGGGAUAGGGAGAGAGGUGGCCGUGCUCAAAUUGGGGUUGUUGAAGGAGGAGAUGAGGAAGACUCACCAGAGCUAAUGAAGAUCAUGAGGGCGGUAUUAGGCCAGAGAACAGGGCAGCUAAAAGAUGCCAUUCCUGAUGAUAAACCUGACAUGGCACAGAGCAGCACUGUUAGGCUCUACCAUGUGUCUGAUAGCAGCGGAAAGUUGGUGGUUCAAGAGGUUGCCACCCAGCCUCUCACUCAAGACCUGCUGCACUCCUCAGACUGCUACAUAGUGGACCAGGGAGGCUCCACUGUGCUGGUGUGGAAGGGUAAGCAGGCCUCCAAGCAGGAGCGUUCUUCUGCUCUGAGCCGGGCAGUGGGCUUUAUCAAGGCCAAGAGUUACCCAGCCAGCACCAAUGUACAGGUGAUGAGUGAGGGAGGAGAGUCAGCCAUGUUUAAACACCUCUUCAAGUCCUGGCAAGAGAAAGGCCAGACUCAGGGUCUGGGUACUGCCUAUACUGUGGGGAGGAUAGCCAAGGUCGACCAGGUGAAGUUCGACGUCAUGGAACUGCAUGCACGUCCUGAACUGGCGGCAGAGCAGCGCAUGGUGGAUGACGCUUCUGGAGACGUUCAGGUAUGGCGUAUCGAGGACUUGGAGCUGGCCGAAGUAAACCCCAAAACCUACGGACAGUUCUAUGGGGGCGACUGCUACUUGGUGUUGUACACGUACAAGAGGUCAAACCAGCAGCAGUACAUCCUCUACAUGUGGCAGGGCCGCCACACCACGCAGGACGAGAUCACCGCGUGUGCUUACCAGGCUGUCAACGUUUAUAACAAGUUUAACGGAGCCCCUGUCCAGGUCAGGGUGGUCAUGGGAAAGGAGCCUCGACAUUUUCUGGCCAUUUUCAAAGGCAAACUCAUCAUCUUUGAGGGUGGCACAGGCAGACCCGGGGUGGUCAACCCUGAUGGAGGUGACAGGCUCUUCCAGGUGAGAGGGACUCAUGAGUCGAACACCAAGGCCACUGAGGUGGCAGCCCGGGCCUCCUCUCUCAACACCAACGACGUCUUCCUGCUGAAGACUGACCACGUGUGCUACCUGUGGUACGGAAAGGGCUGCAGCGGUGAUGAGAGGCUGAUGGGGAGGGAAGUGUCUGACACGCUGUCCAAGCAGGACAAGAUGGUGGUGAUGGAGGGCCAGGAGCCUGCUGAAUUCUGGGUAGCCCUGGGAGGAAAGGCCCCCUACGCCAGUGACAAGAGACUGCAGAGGGAGGAGCCUCUCCACAGUCCCAGGCUGUUUGAAUGCUCCAGUCAGACGGGCCGAUUCCGGAUAACAGAGGUGGAGGACUGCACCCAGACCGACCUGGACGAGGAUGACGUCAUGCUGCUGGACACCUGGGAGGAGAUCUUUCUGUGGAUUGGCAACUCGGCCAACCAGUGUGAGACCAAGGAGGCGUGCAACAGUGCGCUGGAGUACCUCCGAACCCACCCAGCAGGCCGGGACCCCGACACCCCCAUCCUCACCGUCAAACAGGGCUACGAACCGCCCACUUUCACUGGCUGGUUCAACGCCUGGGACCCCCACAAAUGGAGCGGAGGCAACUCCUAUGAGGAGAUGAAAAGAAAGCUGGCUGACACAGCAUCUCUCUCUCACAUCACUGUAGACCUGAACUACACAGACAUGAGUAAAAGUCCUGUUGGACUCGCAGCGGGCGGGGGCACUUACAGAGCCCCAGGAGGCCCCGUGAGCUCUCUCCCAGCCUACAAUCUUCACGGAGGGGACCUGUCCCCCGGACCCUCCAGUCCCUCCAGCCCGCGUAACCAGAGAGCCCAGGCCACCCUCUCUGUGAGCCUGUCCCCUUCGACUGGUCGCCCCUUGUCCCCCUUAGCCGGGGGAGCCAUGUCCCCAUCAAUGGGAGGGUCCAUGUCCCCCUCAGUAGGGGUCCCUGUGUCGCCCUCUACUGGAGGCUCCAUGCGCAUUCUGGCUCCAGAGCUCAUCGUCAACAAGGCCCCCAGUGAGCUGCCACAGGGAGUGGACCCCAUGCAGAAAGAGGACUACUUGUCCGAUGCAGAUUUUGAGAACCUGCUCGGCACGGACCGCUCCGAUUUCCAGCGCCUGCCAAAGUGGCGUCAGCACGACCUGAAGAAGAAGGCAGGACUCUUCUGAAAAGGAGAAGGGCACCAUGGGGGAUCCCAAUGGAUCCUACGUCCACACCUAAAUGUCACUUUGAUUUAAUGAUAGCACACUGUUCUGAAACAAGAGCUGGCGUGAGCUCUUAUAAGACAUCGGGCAAACCCGGGGGGAGAUCUCCACGUUGUUGCAGAGUAAAACUGCCGGGUGUGUUGAGACCCUAACCACUGAAGAUGAGCAGUUUCUAGUCUCUUCUGCACAACCAAACACAGUACAUCAGAGCAAUUAAUUACCUUAUAUAACACCAUCAAUAAUCCUUAACGAUAGUAUCACUAAUCCUAUGAAUCUAAACUAUUAAAAUUUACAUUUCUAAGAUUAUUUAUGAUUUCUGAGUUUUGCUUGGUGUUUUUUCUCAGUCUGUAGAUUUCUUGAUGUUAUCGCCGAUCA